This is a messenger RNA of Lolium perenne, 1932 nucleotides long. RefSeq names its product pentatricopeptide repeat-containing protein At3g14730-like. NCBI's taxonomy places the organism in Eukaryota, Viridiplantae, Streptophyta, Magnoliopsida, Poales, Poaceae. Gene Ontology annotation, molecular function: RNA binding; protein binding. The record is from RefSeq and is a predicted model, not a curated record. Gene Ontology annotation, biological process: RNA modification.
AUGGCGCGAAGCAGCAGGAUGGCGCGGAUCUCUGAAGCUUCAAUAAAAUUCUCCCCGUGCCACCGCCGCCGCGAGUUCACGGCCACGCCACCGCCGCCGCCGCCGGCCAGAGAAAUGGCGGCCCUGCACCUCCCGCUCCGCGCCAUCCUCUCCAGCCCGCAUCCUCCCACCCGGCGCCUGCUGCUGCCGCUGCACGCCCACCUCCUCGUCUCCGGCCGCCUCGCCGCCGCCGCCCUCACGUCGCUCGUCUCCCUCUACGCGCGCGUCCCGGCCCUCCACCCCGUCCUCCCGCUCCUCCUCACCCCGGCCUCCCCGCUGCCCUGCUUCAACGCCGCGCUCUCCCUGCCGCACCCGCUCGCGCUCACCGUCUUCCGCCGCCUCCGCCUCGCUCACUCCCCCGACCCGUUCUCCUUCCCCCCGCUCGUCGCCUCCGCCCCGUCCCCGCACCACCUCCUCGCCAUCCACGCGCUCGCGCUCCGCUGCGGCCUCGCCCACGGCCUCUUCUGCGCCAGCGCCCUGCUCCGCUCCUACCUCAGCUUCGGACUCGCCGACCACGCGCACCGCCUGUUCGACGAAUUGCCCCACCGGGACGUCGUGGUCUGGAACACGAUGCUCAACGGGUUCGCGAAGCUUGGCUGCUUCCACCGCGCCAUGGAGUGCUUCCUGCGAAUGAGAUCAGACGGCACGGCGGAUAUCAGCAGUUUCACCGUCACCGGGAUCCUGUCGGUAUGCACCGCGACGGCGGAUUUCCAGCGCGGUACCGCAGUUCACGGGAUGGUGAUCAAGUCUGGAUUCGACCACGAUGUCUCGGUGGGCAACUCCUUGGUAGAUCUUUACGGAAAGUCCCACAAGGUGGCCGAUGCAGCAACGGUGUUCGAGGGGAUGGCAGAGCAGGACAGGGACCUGUUCAGCUGGAACUCGAUGCUCUCGGCACUGCACUACUCAGCUGACCAUGUGGGGACAAUGAGGCUGUUCGCACGGAUGAGGCGUGCCGCGGUAUGGCCCGACGCAGUGACGGUUGCGGCUGUUCUCCCUGCGUGUGCACAGACUGCGGCGCUGAAGGUUGGGAGGGAGGUGCAUGGGUACAUCGUGUCGAGCGGGCUGGCUUGUGACGGUGCGCUGAGCGUGUUUGCCUGUAACGCGCUUCUUGACAUGUAUGCCAAGAGCGGGGCGCUGGACGAGGCGUGCCGUGUGUUUGGCUGGAUGCGCCAGCAUGACGUGGCAUCGUGGAACAUUAUGAUCGAUGGGUAUGCUUCCCAUGGGCGUGGGCACGAAGCGCUGGAGUUGUUCUGCCAGAUGACAGAGGUGGAAGGGCUCGUGCCGGAUGAGGUAACGCUCCUAGCGGCAUUGUCGGCUUGCAGCCACUCUGGGCUUGUUGACGAAGGGAGGCGUUUUCUUAAGGGGAUGAAAGAGGAGUUCGGUUUGGAACCGCAGCUGGAGCACUACGCAUGUGUGGCUGACAUGCUUGGGCGUGCUGGGAGGCUGGACGACGCGAGAAAGGUUAUAGAGGAAGCAGGGGCUGUAGGGGCUGGUGCAUGGAGAACAUACCUUGCAGCAUGCCGGAUGCAUGGUGAUAAAGAGAGGGCCCAAGAUGCAGCUAGGAUGCUGAUGACGACAGAGGAGUCUGGGAGCGGUGGAUGGGUGCUGCUAGCAAACACACAUGGUUGGGAUGGAAACUUCGAGGAGCUGCAGGAGGUAAGGGGGGAGAUGAGACGGCGAGGUGUGCAGAAGGCUGCACCGGGCUGCAGCUGGGUUGAAGUGGGUGGAGGUAACGGCGGGAGUGGAACAGUGGUGCAUGCUUUUGUUAGCGGGGAUAAGGCACAUCCUGAGGCUGACAUGAUCUACGAAAUGCUGCAUACCUUGAUAAGUUGGAUGAGGGAUUGCAGUGAUUCGAGUAUCAGAACCCCAUUUUAUUCAAUUGAAUGCUCAUAA